UACUAAACGCCUCCGACUCGUACUCCAAAGAUCUCUCUGCACCUUCUUGUUCUACACUGCAUCAAGAUUCAAAACCCUAGGCGCCCACCGUCCACACGCCAGUCUCCAUUUCCACCUCUCUCGAGCUGCGAGUACAGAUUAGAGAGAGAGAGAGGGAGGUAGUUGAAGAGAGGAGAUAGAAAGUAGCUAGACCUCUCUCUCUCUCUCGCGCUGGUCGGAUUUGAUUCCAGGUUUUUGGUAAUCGGCAAUGGCGGCAGCAGAUGUGGCGGCGCAACAACCUGUUUCUGCUCAAGUUGUGGGCAAUGCGUUUGUGCAGCAGUAUUAUCAUAUACUGCACCACUCUCCUGAGCUUGUUUACAGGUUUUAUCAGGAUAUAAGCAAGCUUGGUCGACCUGAGGAAGAUGGAUCUAUGAGUAUCACUACCACAAUGCAAGCAAUCAAUGACAAGAUAGUAUCUCUCAAGUAUUCAGACUUCAGUGCAGAAAUUAAGUCUGUUGAUUCCCAGGAGUCCUUCAAUGGAGGUGUAUCUGUCCUUGUUACUGGAUAUCUGACUGGAAAGGACAACAUGGUCCGGAAUUUCUCGCAGUCUUUCUUCCUUGCACCACAAGACCGAGGGUACUUCGUUUUGAAUGACAUGCUUCGCUAUGUGGAAUUUGCCAACCAGGAUGAUAAAAUUCAUGCUCCAGUGGCUGAUACUGUUGUUCCUGUUACUGUAGAGAAAGAUCCUCCUUCAGUGCAAGAGAAUCUCAUUUUGGAGGAAAGCACACCAUCAGUAGAGGAACUCAAUGGGGAAGAAGUGAUCAACCCACCUGAGAAUGGAGGUGUCCCAAUUGUUGAAGAGGAAGAGCCCGUGGCUGAGGUGGUUAAUGAACCUCAAGAGGUUUCACAAAUGGUAGUUGAGUCCAACACCAAAAUUGAAGAAGUGCCUAAGAAAUCUUAUGCUAAAAUUGUCAGUGAGCUCAAGGAAAGUGCUGCUACUUUCUCCCCUCCUGCGCCUGCUAUACGGAAACCUGUGGUGAAGAAUGCAGAAAAAGUGAAUCAACCCUCAGCAGUUGCAGCUGAUAUUCUUGACAGUUCAGCACCUGUUGAUAACGUGAAUAACCAGGAGGAAGAAGCCGAUGGGUAUUCCAUUUACAUAAAAGGCCUGCCUUUAAGUGCAACAGUGUCAUUACUAGCUGAAGAGUUCAAGAAAUUUGGACCUAUCAAGGAUGGAGGCAUUCAAGUCAGAAGUAACAGACAACAGGGAUUUUGCUUUGGCUUUGUGGAAUUUGAGGAGGCAAGUGCUGUGCAAAAAGCAAUUGAGGCUUCUCCUGUAGCAAUUGGUGGACGCCAAUCUGUUGUUGAGGAGAAGAGGUCUACAACUAAUCCACGAGGUAACAAUAGAAGAUUCCUGUCAGGAAGGGGCUCUGGAUUCAGAAGUGAAGGAUUCAGGGGGCGAGGAAAUUAUGGAGGUGGCAGGGGAUACAACAGGGGAGAGUUCAACAGCAGGAAUGAAUUCAGCAACAGGGUUGGUAAUCGUGGAGGAUCAUCAUCAAACCGUGGAGGUGAUGGGUAUCAAAGGGCUGACCAUGCUGGAAACAAUGGUGGUCGUGUGAAUCGUGUUGGUGAAAUGCCUCCUUACGGAACUGCUAAGGACAUGGCACCAAGGGUAUCUGCUACUGCUUGAAAACAUUUAACAUGGUGAUUGAGAGAUGAUUUAGUAGGUUUUCAUUUUUUGAAUCACAAAUUGAGCGGGUGGAUGAAUUCAUUGUUAGGUACUACGGAGUUUCAUAAGAGUUUUUUUCCGUAGCUUUCCCCUUCCCAUUUUUCCUCUAUUAUGGGGGUAUUAUAGGAAAUAGCAAUUGAGUUGAAGCAACUAUUGUUAAUGUUGCAGUUGAGAUGGGUAUAGGUAAUAUUACAAUUGUUGGAUUAUUUUCUUUUAGUGUGUUUACUUUCUGAAAAUUUUAAAAAUUCAUUUGUUUUAAA
Messenger RNA from Ipomoea triloba (trilobed morning glory), 1965 nucleotides. RefSeq names its product nuclear transport factor 2-like. NCBI's taxonomy places the organism in Eukaryota, Viridiplantae, Streptophyta, Magnoliopsida, Solanales, Convolvulaceae. Gene Ontology annotation, molecular function: mRNA binding. Gene Ontology annotation, cellular component: ribonucleoprotein complex; cytosol. The transcript has 10 exons. The coding region runs from base 248 to 1666 and encodes 472 amino acids. The record is from RefSeq and is a predicted model, not a curated record.